Messenger RNA from Drosophila gunungcola (fruit fly), 1606 nucleotides. It is a transcript of the gene Cyp4p2, whose product is annotated as probable cytochrome P450 4p2. The record is from RefSeq and is a predicted model, not a curated record. Gene Ontology annotation, molecular function: heme binding; monooxygenase activity; oxidoreductase activity, acting on paired donors, with incorporation or reduction of molecular oxygen. The coding region runs from base 34 to 1593 and encodes 519 amino acids. NCBI's taxonomy places the organism in Eukaryota, Metazoa, Arthropoda, Insecta, Diptera, Drosophilidae. The transcript has 8 exons.
GAGCGAGAGAUCAACCGAUCCAGUUCGACAGCGAUGAUUUGGCUUCUGUGGCUUUCUCUUGCCAUUAGUGUAGUCGUGCACUGGAUCUAUAAGGUAAACAGAGACUACUGCGUUCUGGCCUUUUUCGCCAGGAGGGUUCGAACCAAGGAUGGAAAACCCCUGGAGAGCAUUGUUCCCAUUACCAAGGGGCGCACCAUCUGUGCCAACAGUUUCGAUUUGUAUGGCAAGGACGCUGCCCAAGUUUUCAGCCACUUGCGCCAGUUGGCCCAGACUUACCACGAAAGCUAUCUUCAAUAUGGCCUGGGCUUUUCGAAUUACAAUGUAACCGAUGCUCACAACGCGGGAAAUAUUCUAAAUCAUCCUAAUUUGAUCACAAAAAGCUACAUAUAUAAUUUUCUACAUCCAUUUCUGAGGACUGGCGUUCUGACCGCAACAGAAAAGAAAUGGCACACGCGUCGAAGUAUGCUGGCUAGGACUUUCCAUUUCGAUAUAUUAAACCAGUUUCAGGAGAUCUUUGUAGCGGAGAGCUUGAAGUUCAUUCAACACUUCGAGGGCCAAAAUGAAUGUGUGGUCUCGCUGAGAGACCGCAUAACCAUAUUCACACUGAACAGCAUUUGUGAAACUGCCAUGGGCGUUAAGCUGGAUGAGAUGGCAGAGAAGGGGGAUCGCUACCGAGAGAUGUUUCACCGCAUCGAUGAGGGCUUCACUAGGCGAAUCAGCAAUCCCCUCUAUUGGGACGAUUGCGCUUACAACCUGUUUGCAGCCCGGGAUUAUGCCUCAGCAUUGAAAGUGGUCCAUGCGUUUUCCAGCGAGAUUAUUGCCAAACGAAGGGUUCUUUUGGAAGAAGAACUGGAGUAUAGACGCGCCACUCAAACGGCUGACGAUGAUAUAUGUGUGGCGAGGAAGAAGCGUUUCGCCAUGCUGGAUACCUUAAUUUGCGCCGAGAAAGAUGGACUCAUCGACAAUAUUGGCAUUUGUGAGGAGGUGGACACCCUGAUGGCUGAAGGACAUGAUACCACCUCCAUUGGCCUGGUGUUUGGCCUAAUGAACAUGUCACUUUAUGCUGAACAUCAGGAACUAUGCUUCCAGGAGAUCCAGGAGCACAUUGAGGAUGACUUAAGCAACCUGAACCUGGGUCAAUUGCAUAAACUAACGCAUCUUACCAACUUUCUGAAAGAAACCAUGCGUCUGUAUCCCUCCAUUCCCAUUAUGGGUCGUCAAACGAUUGAGGAAACCGAGCUUGACAAUGGUUUAAUCCUGCCAAAGGGUUCUCAGAUAAAUUUGCAUGUCUUUGACAUCCAUCGCAACCCCAAGUACUGGGAUUCGCCCGACGAGUUCCGCCCGGAAAGAUUCUUGCCCGAGAAUUGCCAGAAGCGGCACACUUACGCCUUCAUUCCGUUCAGUGCUGGACAAAGAAACUGCAUAGGUCAAAAAUAUGCCAUGCAGGAGAUGAAAACAUUGAUUGUGGUCCUACUCAAGCAGUUCAAGAUUCUGCCAGUUAUCGAUCCCAAGUCCAUUGUCUUUCAAACGGGUUUAACCCUGCGCUUUAAAGACAAAAUAAAAGUCAAGCUCGUGAGGCGGAAAUGCGAUUAGUGGUUAUAUCGAU